Molecule: messenger RNA, 2132 nt
Organism: Motacilla alba alba
Lineage: Eukaryota; Metazoa; Chordata; Aves; Passeriformes; Motacillidae
Product: zinc finger protein 2 homolog
Exons: 1
Coding region: 136-2025 (629 amino acids)
Biological process (GO): regulation of DNA-templated transcription
Molecular function (GO): RNA polymerase II cis-regulatory region sequence-specific DNA binding; DNA-binding transcription factor activity, RNA polymerase II-specific
Source: RefSeq, a predicted model, not a curated record
AGCCCGCCGCGGCCGCAGCCGCCCCGGAUCCGCCGGCAUCGCCGCCCCGGGGCCCGCGGGUGAGCGGGGAGGGGGAGCUCGCCCCCAAACCCAUCGUGGGGGUCCCCGGGAGGGUUUUUUUUUGCGGGGCAGGCGAUGUCUGGGCCGUGGCCCGGCGGCGAGCGGCACGGUGCGCUCGUCCUUCCUCCCCCGGAGCAGGAGCGGAGCGCGGAGAGCAGCGAGGAGGAAUCGCCGCGGCGGGAGCCGGUGGCAGAGGCCGCCGCGAGCGGCUCCGCGGCGCAGGAAGGCAGCGCCGAGGGAAAGCCCCGGAGAUCCCUCAGCAGGACGGGCUGCAAGCGCAGAGCGCGGGGAUCCCAGGGGGAAAGAGCCGGCCUGGGCCGGGGAGGCGGCCGGAGCUCGGAGCUGGGGCAGCUGCAGGAUGGGGAGAAGCCCCACGAGUGCUCGGAAUGCGGGAAGAGCUUCAGGUGGAGGUCGUCCCUGGUCCGCCACACGAGGAUCCACACCGGGGAGAGGCCCUACGAGUGCGGGCUGUGCGGGAAAAGCUUCAACACCAGGUCCUACCUGAUCGUCCACCAGCGGAUGCACAGCGGGGAGAGAUCCUACGCCUGUGGGCUCUGCGGGAAGAGCUUCAGCACCAGCUCCCACCUGAUCGUCCACCAGAGGAACCACACCGGCGAGAGGCCCUACGAGUGCGACCGGUGCAAGAAGAGGUUCCAGAGCAGCUCCACCCUCCGCAGCCACCAGCGCAUCCACACGGAGGAGAGGCCCUUCCGCUGCGCCGACUGCGGCAAGGGCUUCAGGGAGAACUCCACCCUCGUCACCCACCGGCGCAUCCACACCGGCGAGCGGCCCUACGUGUGCGGGCAGUGCGGCAAGAGCUUCAACACCAGCUCCUACCUGACCGUCCACCAGCGGGUGCACAGCGGGGAGCGGCCCUACGAGUGCGGGCAGUGCGGGAAGAGCUUCAGCCGCAGCUCGCAGCUGAUCGUCCACCACAGGAGCCACACCGGGGAGAAGCCCUACGAGUGCCCCCAGUGCGGGAAGGGCUUCACCUGCACGUCCAACCUGCUCGUCCACCAGAGGAGCCACGCGGGGGAGAGGCCCUACGAGUGCGACCGGUGCAAAAAGAGGUUUGGGAGCGUCGGGGAUCUGCUGGCGCACCAGCGCGUUCACGCGGAGGAGAAGCCUUUCCUCUACCCCGACUGCGGGCUGGGAUUCGACCGCGACCCCGCUCUGGUGGAGCGGCCGUGCGUCCACGCCGGCGAGAGCGGGGAGAGCUUCGGCGAGGGCUCCAGCCUGGUGGUCCACGAGAGCGGCGGCGUCGGGGAGAAGCCGUACGGGUGCGAGCGGUGCGAGGAGCGCUUCUACACCGGCGCCGCCCUCCUCAAGCACCAGCGCGCGCACGCCGAGGAGCGGCCCUUCCGCUGCGCCGACUGCGGCAAGGGCUUCAAGCACAGCUCCGCCCUGCUCGUCCACCGGCGCAUCCACACCGGCGAGAGGCCCUACGAGUGCGACCGCUGCUGGAAGAGGUUCCACACCAGCUCCGACCUCCUGCUGCACCAGCGCAUCCACACGGACGAGCGGCCCUUCCGCUGCGCCGACUGCGGCGCGGGCUUCAAGCACAACUCCAGCCUGGUCAAGCACCGGCGCGUCCACACCGGCGAGAGGCCCUACGAGUGCUGGCAGUGCGGGAAGAGCUUCAGCGCCAGCUUCAGCCUGAUCGUCCACCACCGGACCCACACGGGCGAGCGGCCCUACGAGUGCCCCCAGUGCGGGAAGAGCUUCAGCCAGAGCUCGGGGCUGGUGGCCCACCAGAGGUGCCACACCGGGGAGAGGCCCUACGAGUGUCCCCGGUGCGGGAAGGGCUUCUCCCAGAGCUGUAACUUGACCAAGCACCAAUGCAGGCAGCGCUGCGUGCCGCCCGGCGCGCGGGAGGAGCUUCCCGAGGCGCUCGGGCUCCGUCCGGCGCGGGAGGAUCCGCGCUGGGUGAUCCCCGCGGAGCCGCGGUGGGCAGAGCCCCGGUGAUCCCCGUUUGGGGGGCUCCGCGUCCUCCCAACUCGGGUUUUCAUUUCGUUUCUCUUUCCAAACGCUCCAAACUAGGUCGGGAAUAAAGAUUGUCGGACUGAAACGAG